GUUAUGAGCACCUGGUAUUGAUAUUACAGAAUUCACUUGUCACAUGACGUUUGUCAGUGAGAACUCAUAACAGUAACGAAACAGUAGGCAUGGAUAUGGAAUGGGAUAAACGGUGGGUACCUGGGUGCAUGUGUACACCUGCUCUUUCUUAUGAUCUCUUCUGACAGCAUUUUCCUAUCGGGACUGCAGGAUUCCCCACCCACUUCCACGCUCGAUGAACAUCAACGAGAGAAGAGUUGGCGGUAGCGAGGAGAAGUUGCGCUUCAUAGCAGGAAUUUCAUCAAAAACAUCAAUUUCUCGCUCCAAAGUAUGCUUGAUAGUACUGUAGUCGAUUGAAGGUGCUCCGUUUCAGGGACAUGUCCCAUUUUAACCUGCGUAUCAUUUCUCUUCUUCAGCGUUGCCAUGGUAUAAAAGCGAGUAUGCUGGAAAACUUGGGCCACGGAAAUCUGAACUGUCAUACUGGCCCACCACUUCAGGCUCAUCCAAGUGAUUCACUCUCUCUAGUUAUCCUCGAUGACUUCCACUCAUCAUCCAUUUCAUUUGUAUCAUUUCAUCCCGUACUGUACAGAUCCAUCAGAUAAAAGUGUCGUCAGGUCAUUUUCACGAAGAGAGUAGUCUCUCUGUAGCACGGAGCUCCAUAGAAACAAGUUGUGAGAAAGGUUAACUGGUUGAUAACCUCCAGCUGGACGGAGUUCCAAGACGUUCUAGAUUAGACUCACGUUUAUAACGUUUCACACCUUUUCAGUGACGCGUGUAAU
Molecule: messenger RNA, 758 nt
Organism: Marchantia polymorpha subsp. ruderalis
Lineage: Eukaryota; Viridiplantae; Streptophyta; Marchantiopsida; Marchantiales; Marchantiaceae
Source: the annotation of a GenBank genome assembly